AUGUAUCUAUUGAUCAGAUUAAAAAAGAAAUCUUCAGCAGGUGCAUGUGUGGUAAUGAUAGCACAACCGUCAACCCUGUCAUGCUACAAAGAAGGCAUCUUCCUUCCAUCAUUAAAAUGCUCGAGAUCAAGAUUUCUAUUUGUGUCAUACCUCCAGAAGCCUGUCUUUGUUUAUAACAAAAUAAUAUGCCCUCCACGAUGCUUAUCGUGCCUAGCUGUACCCUCGCUCAACAAUUCCAGGCAGGUGAGCUGGGCUGUAAAGAGCAUGGUAGAUGACAGUAGUUCAGACCCUCCAGGAAGCAGUAUGAACAGCGGUACUCGCCUGGUAAGAGCAGUUCAAUCUUUCCGGACCAACUUGACAACUAGAAUUAAGGAGUUGAAGAAGGGGCUGUGGAUGAAGGUCCUCUUCUUCUUGGUGGGGUUCUAUUGUGCAACAGCAUUUGCCACUGUUAUUGGGCAAACUGGUGACUGGGACAUUCUUUCUGCUGGUUUGGCUGUGGUGGUGGUUGAGGGGAUUGGUGCUCUCAUGUACAGGGCUUCACUUCCAUUACUCGACAAGAUGAGGCAGCUCAUCACUAUUUUCAAUUACUGGAAGGCAGGGCUUUCUUUGGGAUUGUUUUUGGACGCAUUCAAAUAUGAAAUGGAUUUAAUUUUUGACUCAUGUAAACCCUUCAAUAUUGAAAUAGAUAUGUUCCCUAUAUUUUGGUAACUUAUGCCUUCCUCCACAGAGAUCUGAUUCGGAGGCAAAGUUGCUGCAUUUGGAAGUAGCUAGAGUUGGAUCCUCUGUUGAUUUAGAUUUACUGCGAAAUAUAAUCCUAAUUUA
This is a messenger RNA of Elaeis guineensis (African oil palm), 822 nucleotides long. The record is from RefSeq and is a predicted model, not a curated record. Lineage: Eukaryota; Viridiplantae; Streptophyta; Magnoliopsida; Arecales; Arecaceae.